Messenger RNA from Panicum virgatum (switchgrass), 2465 nucleotides. RefSeq names its product wall-associated receptor kinase 1-like. Gene Ontology annotation, cellular component: plasma membrane. Gene Ontology annotation, biological process: cell surface receptor signaling pathway; protein phosphorylation. The transcript has 3 exons. Lineage: Eukaryota; Viridiplantae; Streptophyta; Magnoliopsida; Poales; Poaceae. The coding region runs from base 94 to 2373 and encodes 759 amino acids. Gene Ontology annotation, molecular function: ATP binding; polysaccharide binding; calcium ion binding. The record is from RefSeq and is a predicted model, not a curated record.
ACAACAACGAAACAUAAGAGAGCACAGGCUUUAGCUAGGUAGUUAGAAAGAGCGCAAGGCAGUACCGUAGAGCGUGACCAUACCUCUCCAGCCAUGGAAGAAGCAUUGAUCUUCUGGGUGCUCAUCAUCUUCAUCCUGGUGAAAGAGGGAUCAGGCACCUUAUCUGAGCUUGCUGUAUCAAAGCCGGGCUGUCCCGACAAGUGUGGCAACGUGACCAUCCCUUACCCCUUCGGCAUCGGUGAUCACUGUGCCGCGAGCAGCCGGAACCCCUACUUCAUUGUGACCUGCAACAAUACCUUCCAGCCAUCCCGACCUAUGGUUGGUGACAUUACAACAUCUGUAGAGGUCCUCGACAUCUCCCUGGAGCAUGGCAUGAUGCGUGUUUACAACGAUGUCAGCUACACCUGCUUCACAUCAGACACCAUCACAUCAGAUAUCCACCCCAGUGGAUUCAACCUGAACAGUACGCCAUUCAUCCCCUCUACCACCCGGAACCACUUCACGGUCAUCGGCUGCAACACCCUAGGGCUCAUUGGUGGCUACAUGCACAACAACUCUGACUCUGACCAGUAUGUGGCUGGCUGCUACUCUUACUGCCAAGGACUCAACAGCACAUCUGAAAACGCACCAUGCGCUGGGUUGGGAUGCUGUGAGACCGCAAUAUCCCCCAAUCUCACUGAUUUUGCAGCGGUACUGCCCAACCAGAGCAGUGUGUGGAAAUUCAACCCGUGCUUCUAUGCGAUGCUUGUCGAGGUUGGGUGGUACAACUUCAGCACAGAGGACCUUGCGGGGCACCUUACAUUCAUAAAGAAAAGAGCCGGAAGAGGUGUUCCUGUGGUUGCAGACUGGGCCAUAAGGGACGGCUCAUGUCCAAAAGAUGGGGCAGAAGCACAUACAGAUUAUGCCUGUGUCAGUUCAAACAGCUAUUGUGUGAAUGCAAGCAAUGGGCCAGGCUACCUGUGCAACUGCAACCAAGGUUAUGAGGGCAAUCCUUAUCUUCACGAAGGCUGCCAAGAUAUAGACGAGUGCAAGCUGCAUAAGUUGGAUGCAAAGUAUAAGGAAUCAUAUCCAUGUAAAAAUGGAGUAUGUCGCAAUAAACCAGGAGGAUAUACAUGCAUAUGCAGGAUGGGAAAAAUAUCAGAUGGCACAAAUUCUGGAUGCCGACCUGUGCUUGGCCAAACUGAACAAGUGGUAAUAGGUCUCAGCAUUUGUGCAGUUGUAGUGGUGUCUUUGACAUGCAUAUUUGUUAUAAAAUUACAAAGAAGGAAGCACAUGAAGGAGAAGGAUGAUUAUUUUAAACAAAAUGGAGGUCUGAGAUUAUAUGAUGAGAUGAGAUCAAGGCAAGUUGACACUGUUAUCAUACUUUCAGAAAAAGAGAUAAAGAAAGCCACAGACAACUUUAGUGAAGAUAAUGUCCUUGGAUGUGGUGGCCAUGGAAUGGUCUACAGAGGAACUUUAGAUGAUAACAAAGAAGUUGCCAUUAAAAAGUCCAAAGUAAUAGACACUAACCGCAGAGAAGAAUUUGUAAAUGAGAUAAUAAUCUUGUCACAAAUUAACCAUAGGAACAUUGUGAGGCUACUGGGAUGCUGCUUGGAGGUAGAUGUGCCGAUGUUGGUGUAUGAGUUCAUUUCCAAUGGUACCCUCUUUGAGUUCCUUCAUGGCAAUGAGAGCAGAUCACAGGCCCCCUUGGAUAUCAGACUGAAGAUUGCUACACAGUCAGCAGAAGCUCUUGCCUACAUUCAUUCAUCAACUUCUCGUGCAAUCCUACACGGGGAUGUCAAAUCCCUCAAUAUACUCUUGGAUGAUGAAUACAAUGCAAAAGUGUCAGAUUUUGGAGCAUCAGCACUUAAGUCCAUGGAUAAAAAUGAUUUCAUUAUGCUUAUCCAGGGAACUCUUGGCUAUCUUGACCCUGAAUCUUUGGUCAGUCACCAUCUAACUGACAAAAGUGAUGUAUACAGCUUUGGGGUUGUUCUUUUAGAGCUGAUGACAAGAAAGAAGGCUUUAUACACUGAUACCUCGAAUGAAAAGAAAGCACUAUCGCAUACUUUCAUAAAUAUGUUUCACCAGAAUAAGCUCCAGGAUUUGCUUGACACUGAAAUAGUAGAUGAUAAAGUUAUGGUGGUGCUUGAGAAACUAGCUGAACUUGUCAUGCACUGCCUGAGCCCAAAAGGAGAUGAGAGGCCAACGAUGAAGGAAGUUGCAGAGCGACUACAGAUAUUGAGAAGACUCCAGACGCAACUAGUCACAAAAACUCAUUCUAUUCGACCACAUUAUUUUUAUGGAGGUCCAUCAGUUCCGGUCCCUUCAGAUGAGAUGGGAUAUCAGGGCAUGGAGGCAGCCAAACUAGUGUUGGAUGUAGAUCUCGCAAGAUAAAUAUCUGUUAUGCCACUCUUUUUAUAUUUGUAAUGUAUAAACAUCAUUAUAGUACUAACUAAUCUAUUGUGUGCCAAUCCACCGUUUAUGUA